Messenger RNA from Perognathus longimembris pacificus (Pacific pocket mouse), 1214 nucleotides. RefSeq names its product family with sequence similarity 174 member B (gene Fam174b). The record is from RefSeq and is a predicted model, not a curated record. The transcript is spliced from 3 exons. Lineage: Eukaryota; Metazoa; Chordata; Mammalia; Rodentia; Heteromyidae. Bases 1 to 459 code for a protein of 152 amino acids.
AUGCGCGCGCCCCCGCCGUCCUCGCCGCCGCUGCCGCUGCUGCCGCCGCUGCUGCUGCUGCUGCUCGCGCUCCUGGCGGCGCCCGUGGCCCGCGCCCGCAGAGCCGAGUCGCCGCCCGCGCCCGAGCGCCCGCCGCCCGGCCCCGUGCCCCGCAACGCCACGCGCGCUGAGCCCGGCCCCGGCGGCUCCAACAGCAGCGGGGACGCCCUCGUCACCCGCAUCUCCACCCUGCUCCGCGGCCUGCCCGCCCUCAAGGCGGCGGCCGUGGUGGCCUGCGUCCUCAGCGCCCUCCUCGUCGCCUGCCUGCUGCUGCGAGUCUGCAGAUUUGGAAAGAGGUUAAAGAAAACCCGCAAGUACGACAUCAUCACCACCCCGGCUGAGCGCGUGGAAAUGGCCCCGCUGAACGAGGAGGACGAUGAGGAUGAAGAUUCCACAGUAUUCGACAUCAAAUACAGGUAAAACCUGUCUUCUGGAAUGCUGGCGUCCUCCCGUGGGGGCUUGGCGGGUUGUGGCGAAGGACCCUGGGAGCAUCUCACAGGGCUCCCCCUGCCAGUCACCUCCGCUGCCCUUCCGAUGCCCCCCACGGUGAAAUCUCCUCCUCCAAGCCUCCUCCUCCUUCCUACCGGGUGAAAGGUACAGACCGUGAAGCUGCAACGUGGAGGACCAGCCCCGGCACGGGGGACCGACGGCUGCACCCACACACUUCCCCAGACUCUUGCCUUUGGGGGGGGUCCCACCCCACCCUGUGGACGGCUUGGUUGGGUCCUGGCUCUCUGUGAUGUGGCGAGCCGUGGCGUUUCCCCCCACCCACUCCCUCUUUCCAAGGGGCUCAGCAGAAAAGAGCAGUGGCUAGUCACAAAGAAGUGUAGAUUAUCAGGGAAUGAGUGUGUGUGUGUGUGUGUGUGUGUGUGUGUGUGUGUGUGUGUGUGUGUGUUAUAGAAAUAACACCUCCUCAAGGGAAUGCAAGCACUGGGCAGUUAGUUUUGGACUUAAUAUUUUCCUGGUGGUGUUUUGGUAUUUCUCAGUCCUGUCACUGUUCUGUGUUGUCUUAGAAAUACAAUUAUAUAUAUGGUUAUUUAAAUGAGCAGUGGCUUGGCUGGCUGAUAAAGGGGCCAUUGUCAGGGGUCCCGUCUGAGGUUAGUGUAGGUCAGACUGAAAACCUCCAGAUCCAGGAGGUGCCCCAAAAUGUGUGUGUGUGUGCCACCCCAUUCCCC